Xiphophorus couchianus (Monterrey platyfish) is the source of this 1034-nucleotide messenger RNA. RefSeq names its product prefoldin 5 (gene pfdn5). Gene Ontology annotation, biological process: RNA polymerase I assembly; protein folding; RNA polymerase III assembly. The record is from RefSeq and is a predicted model, not a curated record. NCBI's taxonomy places the organism in Eukaryota, Metazoa, Chordata, Actinopteri, Cyprinodontiformes, Poeciliidae. The coding region runs from base 87 to 569 and encodes 160 amino acids. Gene Ontology annotation, cellular component: prefoldin complex; cytoplasm. The transcript is spliced from 6 exons.
ACUCCGCCAACCCGGCGCACCGCUCUGUUCUCCGGCUGACAAAUGGUGCGCACCCAGUGCUGCUCGUUGCUCAUCACGCUUCCAAUAUGGCGGUGAAUCUCACAGACCUCUCCCUUCCUCAGUUGGAAGGAUUAAAAGGCCAACUAGACCAGGAGGUUGAGUUCUUGACGUCUUCCAUAAGUCAGCUGAAAAUUGCCCAGAACAAGUUUGUUGAAGCAAAAGACAGCUUAAGUGUCCUGAACCCAAACAAUAAGGGAAAAGAGUUGCUUGUGCCUCUCACCAGUUCUAUGUACGUUCCUGGAACGUUAAAUGAUGUGGAACAUGUGUUAGUGGAUGUGGGGACUGGAUAUUAUGUUGAAAAGAAUGUGGAGAACUCAAAGGCAUUCUUCAAGCGUAAAAUAGACUUCCUCACAAAGCAGAUAGAGAAAAUUCAGCCAGCUCUUCAAGAGAAACACGCUAUGAAACAAGCGGUCAUUGAAGUAAUGAAUCUGAAGAUCCAGCAAUUACAACAGAGUCAACAGGCAUCACAGAUGGUUGGAAACAAAGGCCUGAUGGGAACAACUGUUUGAGCUAUUCAGGAUUAGAGAGCUUUUUUUAAGUUUGCCUUCACAAGAUGAUGCAAAAUGCAGAAAUCAUGUUUGAAGUGUAGGUUGGCGGGUACAUGGACGACUCCCUGUGUACUUGCAGAAAUUUAAAUAAAAAUUUGUUGUCAACUUUAGUCAUUAAAGCUAGUUAAGUUUGGGUUUAAAAAAUCCUGUGUCAUUAUUUGUCGCUAGAUCUGUCAAUCAUACAUACUUUCAUCCUAAUAGGUAAGGCUUGAGACUUUUCUUGAUUAUUUCUCCAUUCCACUUGGCAUAUAUUGCAAAACCCUGCAUAUUGUCAAAAGGUGUACAAGUUUAUCUAGACUGGAUGUUUGGUGACUUAUCUUUAGACUUGAAGGACAAAACUGCAGUGUAAUAAUUUUAGCUGGGAUUCUGUAUAGUUUUGUUGACAGCAAAGAUUUUUAAUUAAAGGAAAAGUAAAUUAACAUAAUG